AUGGCUAUUGCAGAAAUCUUUCUCACCGCAUUCAUCACUGUGUUAUUUGACCAACUGGCCUCAGCUGACUUGAUCAAACUCGCUCAAUCUCGAGGAAUCAAUUCUCAGUUAAACAAAUGGAAGAAGACCUUGACCCAGAUCCUAGCCGUGCUUGCCGAUGCAGGCCAAAAGCAGAUAAAAGAGAGAUGUGUUGAUUUGUGGUUGCACGAUCUCCAGGAUUUGGCUUACGAAAUAGACGAUCUAUUGGAUGAUUUAGCCACCGAAUCUUUGCAUCGCAAGUUGAAUCGAGAAUCUCAUGUGAGCACCGAUACCAAUAAGGUAUUGAAGUUAAUCCCAACUUGUUGCACUAAUUUCACUCCCCGUAACAUUAUGUAUGGUCGUAAGAUGAGUUCAAAGCUAGAUGAGAUUACCAUCAAAUUGCAUAAUCUUGCUGAGCAGAGAAAUACUCUAGGUUUGAAUGCAAAUGUGAAUGUUGAAAGGUCGAAUAGAAGAAAUAGACGAUUGGAGGAAACUUCAUUGGUUGAUGAGUCCAAAGUAUUGGGUAGGGAAGGGGAUAAAGAAGCAUUGCUCGGGAAGUUAUUGGGGAAUGAAGCAUGUAAUCAAAAUGUCAACAUCUUGUCCAUAGUUGGUCUGGGUGGGAUAGGCAAAACCACUCUUGCCAAAGUUUUGUACAACGAAGAGAAAGUGAAGGAUCACUUUGAACUCAGGGCAUGGGUUUGUGUUUCUGAAGAGUUGGAUGUAUUUAAUAUUAGCAAGGCUAUUUUUCAAGCUGUAGGCGGGACGAAUCAAGAAUUUGCUAAUUUAGAUCUUCUUCAUGUGGCACUUAAAGAAAAACUAUGGAAGAAAAGGUUCCUAGUUGUUCUAGACGAUGUAUGGAAUGAAGACUACAGGGAGUGGGAACUCCUCCAAAGCCCUUUUGCUGUAGGGGCACCUGGAAGUAAAAUUAUUGUGACAACUCGAAAGACCAAGGUUGCAACGGUGAUGAACUCUUUUCAACCUUACAAUCUAAAGGUUUUGUCAAAUGAAAAAGCUUUGUCUCUAUUUGCUCAAUAUGCACUAGAUGAACAAAACUUUGACAAACAUCCAACACUUAAAUGGCAUGGUGAAAGCAUCGUGAAUAAAUGUGGCAGAUUGCCUUUGGCUUUGAUAACGCUAGGGAGGAUGUUGAGGACAAAAACAGAUGAUAGUAAAUGGGAGGAGGUGUUGAAUAGUGAGAUAUGGAAUUUAGAGGAUGGAAAUCAGAUUCUUCCGGCUCUAAGACUAAGCUACCAUGAUCUCCCUCCACAUUUGAAGCAUUUGUUUGCUUAUUGCUCCGUAUUUCCCAAGGACUAUGUGUUUGACAAGAAGGAACUAGUCCUACUGUGGAUGGCAGAAGGGUUUUUGUACCAAUCAGAUGUCAGUAAAUCAAUGGAGAGUUUGGGUCACGAGUAUUUCGAAGAGCUGAAGUCAAGGUCAUUUUUUCAGCCUUCAACUAAUGACCAAUCACAACAUAUAAUGCAUGACUUGAUUAACGACCUGGCCACAAAUGUUGCAGGAGAGUUUUUCUUUAGGUUGCAUGAUAAUGAUAUAUAUUGUAGAAGUGAAUCUUUGGAGAAAUGUCGUCACAUUUCAUUAAUAGGUCAAGCAUAUGGAACAUUUAGAAUGUUCAAGGAAUUACAAAGAGCUAGACGCUUGCGAACCUUCUUACCUGUGCCAUUAAAUCUUUGGCAGAGUUUCCAUUUAUCAGACGAUGUUCUUGUCGAAUUACUUCCCCAACUACAAUUCCUAAGGGUGCUAAGCCUAUGUAAUCAUUCAAUCACUAGUGUACCACAAUCCAUUGGUAAUCUCAAGCACAUACGAUACCUCAAUUUUUCCAAAACUGGCAUCAAACGAUUACCGGAACAAAUCGGUGACCUCUAUAAUCUACAAAGCUUGUUGCUUUGUGGUUGUCAUGAUUUAUCUAGCUUGUCCAUCAGUUUUGUGAAGUUAAUAAACAUGCGACAUCUUGACAUUAGUGAUACUCCAAAGUUGAAGAAGAUGCCCUUAGGGAUUGGUGGGUUGACGAGUCUACAAACUCUACCCAAGGUCAUCAUUGAAGGAGCUAAUGGAUUUAGAAUAUCCGAGCUUAAGGGCCUAUCUGAACUUCAAGGUCGACUUUCCAUUAUGGGAUUGGAGAAAGUGAUAAAUCCAAUACAAGCAAAGGAUGCUAACUUACAACAAAAGAAGGGUCUUGUUGAUUUGAAGAUGAUAUGGAGUGAUGUCUUUGAUGAUUCUCAGGAUGAGACGAUUGAAUAUGACAUACUUGAAGGGUUAAGGCCUCAUCAUAAGUUGAGAUACUUGAAGAUUUGCUUCUACAAGGGAACCAAAUUUCCUAAUUGGAUUGGUGAUCCCUCGUUUCAUAAAUUAACAGUGCUUGUAUUACGUGGUUGUAGAAGGUGCACACAUUUACCCACACUUGGAAGUUUGCAGUCACUUCGGAAGUUGUCUGUGUCAAGAAUGGAUAAGGUGAAGAAUUUGGGUUCUGAGUUACUUGCACCUACUAAUUCUUACAAUGCUAUUGCGUUUCCAUCACUUCAAAUCUUGGAAUUUUUUGACAUGGAAAGUUGGGAGAGUUGGUCGAGUAGUAUUGAUGGGAAAGAUGGAACUUUCCGAUCAUUUCCUUGUCUUCGUGACAUUUCUAUGGGAAAUUGUCCAAAACUAGUUGAAGUGUCGAUUGAUUCAUUACCAUUACUUCGGGUUUUACAUAUAGGAGGGUGUUUUGAAGUGGUGUUAAGAAGCAUGGUUGGUGUGUCCUCAUCAAUUGAGAUGUUGACAAUGGAUAAUAUUAAAGGACUUACUCAACUACAUGGAGAAGUUUUAAAAGAUCUUGGGGCGGUUGAAGAUAUAUGCAUCAGAGAUUGUGACGAAUUGAGAUAUUUGUGGGAAUCAGAAUCGGAGGCAUCCAAGUUUCUUGGAAGGUUAAGAAACUUGGAAAGAAGUGGAACUUCUUGGUUCCAAGACGCUGGAGAAUUACAAUUGCUCGAAUAG
This is a messenger RNA of Cynara cardunculus var. scolymus (artichoke), 3006 nucleotides long. RefSeq names its product putative disease resistance RPP13-like protein 1. Bases 1 to 3006 code for a protein of 1001 amino acids. The transcript is spliced from 2 exons. Gene Ontology annotation, biological process: defense response to other organism. Gene Ontology annotation, molecular function: ADP binding. The record is from RefSeq and is a predicted model, not a curated record. Lineage: Eukaryota; Viridiplantae; Streptophyta; Magnoliopsida; Asterales; Asteraceae.